AUGAGACAAUGCCAGCGGCAAUUGAGGAGGAAAGAAAAGGAUGAUAGACACAAGAGUAUUUCCAAUCCCUUAUUGUUCGCGCUGGAUUUAAAGUUGCACUGCCAAACCACUCUAGCGAGCGUUGACCUCCAGCUACAGGCGACUGACCCGACUGUAGUCGCUAAGUGGUCUGCCACCUCCCGACCCACCGCGAGCGGCACUGUCAAGCACUGCGACGACAACCUCAUCUCUUCAGACCGAAAUUCCAAAAGAUCAACGCAUUCGAACGCGCGAAGAAAAGAGGAAGAGCUGUAA
Molecule: messenger RNA, 294 nt
Organism: Fusarium mangiferae
Lineage: Eukaryota; Fungi; Ascomycota; Sordariomycetes; Hypocreales; Nectriaceae
Exons: 3
Coding region: 1-294 (97 amino acids)
Source: RefSeq, a predicted model, not a curated record